Durusdinium trenchii is the source of this 1617-nucleotide messenger RNA. The record is from the annotation of a GenBank genome assembly. NCBI's taxonomy places the organism in Eukaryota, Dinophyceae, Suessiales, Symbiodiniaceae.
AUGGUGACCAUUAACCUGGGACGGGCGGAAGCCUUCGAACAGAAGCUGGAGAAUGUGCAGAAUGAGCUCGGGAUCCCGCCGAUGGAACACAUCCCCGUGCAGUAUGUCAAUGAGACUGACUGGUUGUCCGAGCUCCUUCCGUACAUCCCUUCGCUUCUUUUCUUGAUUCCGCUUCUCAUGGUCAGCAGGAGCAUCGGGGGAGGCCUUCCAGGUGCCGGCGGACCUGGAGGGCGGAAUGUCUUCAGCAUCGGCAAGGCUUUCCCCUCUGGCAAAAAGGACCUGAAGUCCACGGUGAAGUUCGCAGACGUUGCCGGGCUGGAGCAGCCCAAGGCUGAAGUGAUGGAGUUUGUGGAUUUCCUGAAGACACCCGAGAAGUAUGCCAAGUUGGGAGCGCGUGUUCCCAAAGGUGGUCUCUUCGUUGGACCACCUGGUACCGGCAAGACCUUGCUGGCCAAGGCGGUGGCCGGCGAAGCGGACUGCCCCUUCUAUUCCAUGAGUGGUUCGGACUUCGUGGAGAUGUACGUGGGUGUGGGCGCCUCACGGGUGCGUGACCUGUUCAAACAGGCCAGAGACUCCGCGCCAUCCAUCAUUUUCAUAGAUGAGAUCGAUGCCAUCGGACGGAAGCGGGGCAAAGGUGGCUUCACAGGUGGCAACGACGAGCGGGAGAGCACUUUGACGAAUCAGAUGCUGGUCGAGAUGGAUGGUUUUUCCUCCUCCACUGGAGUGGUGGUGCUGGCGGGCACGAAUCGCGUGGAUAUUUUGGACAAUGCUUUGCUUCGGCCCGGGCCUGACAUGGCUGAGAGAGAGAAGAUCUACAUGGUGCACUUGAAGCCACUCGCGCUGGAGAAACCUGGCACCGGUUUUGGGGUACGGGUACGAAAGCCGUUGGUCCGUUGGUUUGAUGCGAAAGACCUCAAGAUGGAAGACGUGGCCAAGCGCAUGGCAGCCUUGACCCCGGGCUUCGCUGGGGCAGACAUUGCCAAUGUUUGCAAUGAGGCUGCCAUUUUCGCUGCCCGCCGGGCGGCCACUGCAGUGUCCAUGGAAGACUUCGAGCGUGCCUGCGAGCGGGUCAUCGGUGGGUUGCCCAAAAACAAUAGCCUCAUGAGUGCGGAUGACAAGCACACCGUGGCGAUCCAUGAAUCAGGUCAUGCCGUUGCAGGUUGGUUCCUGGAACAUGCGGACCCCCUGCUGAAGGUGUCGAUUCAGCCCAGAUCCAGCGGCGCGUUGGGCUUUGCACAGUAUUUGCCUGCAGAGAUGAGCCUCUACUCCAAGGCGGUGUCCCUCGGGGGCCGAGCCGCAGAGGAGCUCUUUGUGGGGAAGAUUUCCACUGGAGCCUCGGACGACUUGGACAAGGCGCACGAGCUGGGAACAGAGGAUGGCAGGGAGGCCAUGGUGGCCAACUACGGCAUGUCUGACAAGAUCGGUUUGCUGAACUUUGGACAGAAUGACGCCAGCAACCAGUUCUACAAACCCUAUAGUGAGACCACAGGGCAACUCAUCGACCAGGAAACACGGGAGGUCGUUGACCAGCAGUACGAACGAGUCAAGAAGCUGCUCCUCGAGCAUGAGGCCACCAAGCGAAGCGGGCCGAGCAUGAGAUGCGACCCGUGCAGGUGA